This is a messenger RNA of Clupea harengus (Atlantic herring), 1113 nucleotides long. Its product is annotated as GTPase IMAP family member 5-like. The coding region runs from base 1 to 1113 and encodes 370 amino acids. The record is from RefSeq and is a predicted model, not a curated record. NCBI's taxonomy places the organism in Eukaryota, Metazoa, Chordata, Actinopteri, Clupeiformes, Clupeidae. The transcript is spliced from 3 exons.
AUGCUCAAGAAGAUUAAGGGCAAAUCAGACGAAUGUUUCACCGCUGAUAUGUUUGUGGAAGCUCAAAUAGAGGAGAGAGGCAGGCUCCAGACAGAGUUGGAGAAGAAAAAAAAGAAAAUUGAGGAAAUGAAAAGGGACUUGACUAAAGAAAGAAAAAAAGAAACAGAAAGACAGCAGAAAGAUGAUGAGGAGAGCCAGAGGAAUUUCAGAGAGUUUCAGGAAGAAUUUGAAAGAGGAAAGGAAGAGGAAAAAGAAAGGAGAAAGAAAGAGGAUGAAGACAGAGAGGAAGAGCACGAGAACAAGUUAAAGGAAAUUGAAGAACAGAAUCAAAAGAAAAUUGAGGAGAUGAUGAAGCAGCUCAACAGCUCACCAGUCAUUCAGAAUCCAGACAGCACCCCAGAUUGUGUCCGGAUCGUGCUGAUUGGGAAGACAGGAGUUGGGAAGAGUGCAACAGGAAACACCAUCCUGGGGAAAGAUGCUUUUAAAUCUGUACCUUCGGGUGAAUCAGUGACGACCUGUUGUCAGAAAGACACAGCACAAGUAAAUGGCCGAUCUGUUGCUGUUGUAGACACACCAGGGCUGUUUGAUACAGGUGCCUCAAAUGUAGAUGUCAUGAAAGAGAUUCUGAAGUGUUUCAGCUUGCUGGCCCCUGGACCCCAUGUGUUCUUGCUGCUUCAGGCAAUUGGUACCAGGAUGACACCAGAGGAAAAGGAGACGUUGAAACUCAUCAAAGAUACCUUUGGGACUGGAGCUGAAAAGUUUACCAUUAUCCUUUUCACAGAAGGGGAUGGUCUAGGUCAUCGUUCAGUUGAACAGUACAUCGAAAAUGAUGAUCCUGCAAUUAAACAUCUAAUCUCUGACUGUGAAGGACGGUAUCAUGUGUUCAAUAACAUUGAUAAAGGAAAUCGCAAACAGGUGACUGAGCUGAUGGAAAAAAUUGACAGGAUGGUGAAGAAGAAUGGUGGGGGUUGUUACACCAACAAGAUGUUCCAAAUGGUAGAAGCUGCAAUUAAAGAGAACUUUGAGAACAUGAUGAAAGAGAGGAUGUCGGAAAUUGAGAAACAGCUCCAGCAAGGGACUCUAAAGAAGAAGUGCGAAGAGAACAAGAAAUGA